AUGCCGACUGUUAUUGAAACGAAUGGGGAAGCACUAAAUCCAAAUCUUCGAGGGCUUAUGCUCGUUAUCUAUCUUACUUUUGAAAGUCCUUACAACAAGCUUUGGAAUCACCUUGUUAUACGAUAUCUCUUUUUACGUUAUGAAAGAGGUUACCAAGCUAUGCUACAUAUGACCCCUUUUAAAGCACAUUAUGGGAGGCAAUAUCGAAGUCGUAAGGAGUUUGAUGUAGGAGAUAAGGCUCUAUUGCGUGUAUCUCCGAUGGGUGGGGUGGUCAGUUUUGGUUCACAGGGAAAGCUUAGUCAAAGAUUUAUAGGAAAUGGAAGAGGGAAAAACAAGCGAUCAUGGAAUAAAUCUGAGGAAGAGUGUUUGAUUAAUGGUUUGUUGGAGAUAAGUGCCGAUCCUUCAUGGAAAGCUGAUGGGAGUUUCAAAGGUGGUUUCAAGAAUAAGUUAGAGGAGAAAUUGAAUGAGAAGUUUCCCGGGUGUGGGUUGAAAGCUAUUCCCCAUAUUGAAUCAAAAAUCAAAUGGUUUAAGGAUAAAUAUAAUGUGCUAACUGAAAUGUUUCGCACUUCUGGUUUUUCUUGGAAUAAUGAAAAGAAUAUGAUUGUUUGUGAAAGGCAAUCUUAUGAAGAAUUUUGUAAGCAACACAGAAAUGCUCAAGGAUUAUGGAAUGUUCCUUUUCCAUUUUAUGAUCAAUUGUCAAUUAUCUUUGGUGCCGAUCGAGCUACUGGAGUGCAAUCUGAGACUUUUGUCGAAGCUGUUGAGAAUCAAGAGAAAGAGACCAUUGAACUAGAUAAGGGUGAUAGUGAUGAAGACGAUGAAUUUGAUGAUAAUGAGUCCGUCAACCAGUCAAAACAAUCAACUCCAAGUGAACCUUCUUCAAAGAAAGGCAAAAAGGAAAAGGCUCCAAAUGAACUAGCAAGGAAAAGGAAGAAGCCGGAGGUUGUGGAUUUAACUUCUUCUUUUAACAAUAUGUCUUCUAGCUUUUCAAAUCAUAUGAAUGAGAUGAACAAGCACAUGUCUACCAUUGCAAGUGCCUUCUCUACUACACAACUACAUGAGCAAGCUAUCAUGGCUCGUGAAGAAGUUGAGGAAAAUAAAAAAAAAAUUUGGUUAGUGAAUUGCUUCGCAUAGAAGGAUUGACAAGAUUUGAAAUGAUGGAAGCUUCCAAGAGGUUGGCCUCCAAUCCAAGUGAACUCUCACUCUUUUACCAAUGCCCG
Molecule: messenger RNA, 1217 nt
Organism: Amaranthus tricolor (Joseph's coat)
Lineage: Eukaryota; Viridiplantae; Streptophyta; Magnoliopsida; Caryophyllales; Amaranthaceae
Exons: 6
Coding region: 1-1131 (376 amino acids)
Source: RefSeq, a predicted model, not a curated record